AUGGAUAUACUGAAACCAAUCCGACAUGAUCCUUUCAGUGAUGUUGAGGAGACGCCUACCCUAAACCUCGAAGAGGUUGACUCUCUUGAGGCCAUUGUCAUCAUCGACAAUGAGCUCGAUCCGCUCUCACCCGCAGCUCCGGACACAGUCCAGGUUGUCGGAAACCUGGCGACUAUUGCCAUGGGCUCCAAGCAUACAUUGACCGACCGCGGAGUAGCCUGCAAGGAACUAAGACUGGAAGACGUGUGCUGCGCAGCGCAUGGCUUGUCGAUUCUGCUGACUGCCACUAAGGGCGACAAAAAACACUGUAUUCUCUUCGAUGCUGGCCCUGAAGAGGAGGUAUGGGAGAGAAACGUAAAGCGGCUUGGACCGAAUCUCUCCUCUGUGGAAGUGGUCCAUCUAUCGCAUUGGCAUCGUGAUCACUCCGGUGGCCUUCUGCGGGCAAUCCGCAUGAUAAAUGACGCCAAACGAGCCGAAAACCGCUCAGAAGACCUCGUCGCGGACCUGCACCCGGAUCGACCGGUCUACCGAGGUAUUGCCAUACCCGAGCAUAUCAUUUCCCUCGAAGCAGACCCUAGGUUUGAGGAGAUAGAAAGUGCAGGUGCCGUAGUCGAGAAGCACAGCGGUCCACACACCGUGCUCGACGACUUCUUCCUCAUCUCCGGCGAGAUCCCCCGGGUCACGCCGUACGAGACGGGCCUCAGAAACGCCAUGAGAUAUGACCCUGACGAGAACGACUGGUUCUCAGACGAGCUAAUCGUCGAUGAACGUUCUCUAAUCUGCAAUCUCGAAGGAAAGGGCCUUGUCGUCUUCACUGGGUGCAGCCACGCCGGUGUCGUCAACACAACAAAACACGCGGUCCAGCUCACAGGGGGAACAGUACCAGUCCACGCCGUGGUCGGCGGUUUUCAUCUCGCCAUGAGCCAGGCAGAUCAGAUCGAGAGCACAAUAGCUGACCUCAAGCGCCUCGAUCCUGCCGUGCUCAUGCCAGGCCAUUGUUCAGGCUGGCGAGCCAAGUUCGCCAUCGAGAAGCACAUGCCUGGGUCGUUGGUUCCCUGCACCGUCGGGUCCAGGAUUACAUUCUGA
Penicillium bovifimosum is the source of this 1086-nucleotide messenger RNA. RefSeq names its product MBL fold metallo-hydrolase. The transcript is spliced from 5 exons. Gene Ontology annotation, molecular function: transferase activity. NCBI's taxonomy places the organism in Eukaryota, Fungi, Ascomycota, Eurotiomycetes, Eurotiales, Aspergillaceae. The coding region runs from base 1 to 1086 and encodes 361 amino acids. The record is from RefSeq and is a predicted model, not a curated record.